Molecule: messenger RNA, 959 nt
Organism: Saccoglossus kowalevskii
Lineage: Eukaryota; Metazoa; Hemichordata; Enteropneusta; Harrimaniidae
Product: regulatory factor X-associated protein-like
Biological process (GO): regulation of transcription by RNA polymerase II
Cellular component (GO): nucleus
Source: RefSeq, a predicted model, not a curated record
CCUCAUUUGACGGAAAUGAACAACGGUGUUGGACACCCCAAACUACAAAUCGACUGACUGAGAAAUGUUCUAUAUUUACAAAUGAACCCAAAUCAAAGAACGGAGCAUUUGCAAAUGGUAACAUCUUUUGAACCAUACCAAAGUGUUUCAAACGAGACAACGCGACACAUUGAUUCCGCCGAACUGUGUAGUCUUUCAGAUGUCAUCACACAACAGCAUGGCCUAAGCAAAUCAUGCGUGGAGCCGCCUCCAACGGCGCAAAAUGUAGGUAGUUCUCAACGGAUUAAGCCGAACUCCAAGAGGAGACCAAGGGAAUGUGCCGUGGACGGCUGCAAGGAGACCACGUUCUGUCGACCUAAGCUAGUUCAGAUGGGGAAAACAGCGCCUUGGAUGUGUACGUACCACAGAAAUAAGACUUACAAGGAGACUUAUAAAAGAAAGAAGGGGGAGGAGAAACAGCAAGCUGAGGCCAUUGCCGCCAGAGAAGGUAGUGCGAGUACCAGCAGUGGAAGUCCAACAGAAAAUGACUGUAAACGUAGAUGUGGAAGUAGUUCAGAUUUCAUGAAAUAUCAGGGAAUAUCAAUGCUGGAACAAGUGUUGAAUGAAAAGAAAUUGGCCCUGAUGAGAACUCCUGAAGUCGCAAAUUUUUUGCAACAGUGCCAGCGUGGUAUCAAAUCACAACACAGACCUGAGCGGUCAACCAGUAACCCAAGAUGAGUGACCUCAAUAGAAGGCUUAAAGCAUGGAUGUAUAUGUUUUAUACUUUCCACUAUUGACUGGUCAAGGGAAUAGCGACAUGGUGGUCAGAAAUGUACAAACAUUAUGGAUAUUUCACCGUACUAGAGGCAGCCCAUGCGAAGCAGUGAUAGAACUGUACUAAGAACUUUCAUCUCUACUUGCAAAUCACAAUUUUUGUAUACUGAAUAAUUAAAAUAUUACUCAUUUCGACCAUAAAAAAA